Messenger RNA from Onychostruthus taczanowskii (white-rumped snowfinch), 1444 nucleotides. It is a transcript of the gene RPL39, whose product is annotated as ribosomal protein L39. Bases 1038 to 1193 code for a protein of 51 amino acids. Gene Ontology annotation, molecular function: structural constituent of ribosome. Gene Ontology annotation, biological process: translation. The record is from RefSeq and is a predicted model, not a curated record. Gene Ontology annotation, cellular component: cytosolic large ribosomal subunit; ribosome. The transcript is spliced from 3 exons. Lineage: Eukaryota; Metazoa; Chordata; Aves; Passeriformes; Passeridae.
CAUGUACUGCGCAAUCCAGAAGUGCCUUCGGAGCGAAAAAGGAACAAAGGAAGAAAAGGGGGCAUUGUGCUGUUGGAUGUUUCUGGUUAAAGAACCUCAGUUGUAGAUUCCAAAUUUGAAAUGUGUUCUCAUUGUAAUAUUUUCAGUUAUUUGAACUUAUUUUCCCAGCAUCUAACUACAGCAGAGAAGAGAAUCUUUGCAAAAUAGAAAGACUUUAUGGCCUUAAGUUUGAUAAUAAAUCAGUUGUGGUCAGGAGGGAAUGACACCUGGAUCAAAAGCCAGAGCUCUACUCUAAGGCAAUUAGAGCCAGUGUUGGAUGCACUUAAGCAGAGCAAGCUUGGAGUUGCCUGGAGUUAACACAGGUGUUGCUGUGUUGUGUGGUGCUCCUGCGUGAGGCAGUGAAAGCUCAAGUGUGUCAGUCUAGCACUGAGCCACAUGCACAGGCUGGGGCUGUUGAGGUGCCAGUGGAGAGGAGCCUUUUGGCACACAAGGAGCAGAACAUCUGGCAGUGCAGUGACCAUGUUAGGGAGGGAGAGACCGUCCUCUUCAGUGGUUCUCUGGAUAAAGUAACUUAAGUUGGAGUGUAUGAAUAAGCUGGCUUAAUAGUUGAAUAUGACUUGAUAAAUUCUCAUGUAAAGUCUCCCUACAUUGAAAUGGUUAUUUUUAAUCAAAUGUAGCUGGUUUGGGCAUCCUGUUCUUUUCCAGCAUCUUCCCUUCACUCAAGUCUGAAACGUUUCUGACCUCCUGCCCUCUCGGAACUGCUUCCUCUUCCCUCAUAACUUGAAGUAUUGCUUUACAGCCCAGAACGAGACUUCGCCAGUAGCAGGUCCUCCCAAGCUAGCGAAUUUUAGCCAUAGCUGUUUUUUGUACUAAACCCAAAUAAACUCGCGCAAACCCUCCCGGCCGCCGCCGUUCCUCACUGCGUGCGGGGCCGCCGGGCCGGCAGGGGCCGCUGCGCCCGCUGCGCCAUCGCCGCUCCGCCCCCUUUCCGCCUCCUCGGACGCCGCCAUCGCCGGGACGCCGCGCCGCUCCGCGCCAUGUCGUCGCACAAGACGUUCAAGAUCAAACGCUUCCUCGCCAAGAAGCAGAAGCAGAACCGGCCCAUCCCGCAGUGGAUUCGCAUGAAAACCGGCAAUAAGAUCAGGUACAACUCCAAAAGGAGACACUGGAGGAGGACCAAACUGGGCUUGUGAGAGAGACUGUCCCAGGAGCUCUAAUGAACACUGGUCUUUGUGUGUCAGAUCGAUAACACCCUCGAGUCAUUCCGUCUGUGGUGCUGGAGCACAGGCCCCAGUGUGGGGGUUUUAUAAGCUGGUCUGGGAUGUUGAUGUUAACUGGGAAAUCUUUGUGUCUGAAACAUGGAGACUGUGUUCUAUUAGUGUUCUUUCGGGCAUCACCGUGAGCAUUGACACUGCACAGGCUUUCUAAUAAAUAUGGACCUGAA